AUGCGCAAAUCCGUGUUCACAGACCCUCCGCACAGCGAUGUUUUCAUAACGUCCACACACACCAUCUCCAAGUGUCUCAGGCUCAAGGCGAUUCAUAUAUUUCGAGGCGAUCAUUGGCCUACGAAAAGCACAUUUAAACAACAAUCUGACCUUGCACUGCUAUAUCUGCACAAGGAAACCACUGGCCGAUACAUCGUCAAGUUCAAGGACGAUGCCACUGCCGCCUCCGAUAAUGAUAUCCUAAGAAUCGCCGGUGUAGCGACUAGAAGUAUCUACUCUGAGGUCUCCCAAGGCUUUUCUGCUGCCUUGACCUCUGAGGCUCUUCAGCUCAAUCGCGAGCGCACCGACGUCGAAUAUAUUGAGGAAGAUGGUACCGGGAACUGGAUUGCUGGCGUCGAGGCCACGAACAGCACGAAUGACUGGAUUGACCAGGCCGAUGCCACCUGGGACAUUGCCCGAGUCGCCAACAAGUCGCCCGGCGUGUCGACAUACAGCUACCACAAGGCGGCAGGCGAGGGUAUGUGCGCGUACAUUGUCGAUACGGGUAUUGAUGACAAGCACCCGGAAUUCGAGGGGCGCGCCAAGCAGAUCAAGAGUUUUGUAUCCGGAACAACCGACGAUAAUGGCCAUAGAACACACUGUGCUGGCACAAUUGGCAGCAAGACGUAUGGCCUUGCAAAGAAGGCCACACUCUUCGGCAACAAGGUACUCGAUAAAAAGGGCCAGGGUACCAUGGAUGGUAUCAUGUCUGGUUGCGACUUCGUACUUAAGGAGGAGCCUGAUAGAAAGUGCAAGGCGGUUCUGACCAACUUCUCUCUUGGCGGUGGCAAGCACAAGGCGAUGAAUGACGCCGCCGCCGGCAUCGUCAAAAAGGGACACUUCAUGGCCGCAGCCGCCAGAAACUCUAAUAAGGAUGCUGCAGACUUCUCCCCUACAUCUGAGCCUUCUAUUUGCACUGUUGGCGCCACAGACAGCAGUGACCAGAAGGCCAGGUUCUCCAACUUUGGCUCCGUCGUUGAUAUCCAAGCCCCUUGCGUUGACGCUGUGUCGACCAUUCCUGGAGGUGAAACAUAUCCCGCGUCUGGAACCUCCAUGGCAUGCCCGCACGUUGUUGGCCAGGCAGCUGUUCUGAUUUCGCAGGGUCUGGCUAAGAGUACUGACGCUUGCGAGAAGAUGAAGGAAAUGGCACUUGAUGCUGCCAAGGGUUUCCCCUCCGGAACUACGUCUAAGCUGCUCUUCAACGGAAACCCUGGUGCCAAGUAA
Molecule: messenger RNA, 1263 nt
Organism: [Torrubiella] hemipterigena
Lineage: Eukaryota; Fungi; Ascomycota; Sordariomycetes; Hypocreales; Clavicipitaceae
Source: the annotation of a GenBank genome assembly